Messenger RNA from Ostreobium quekettii, 612 nucleotides. The record is from the annotation of a GenBank genome assembly. NCBI's taxonomy places the organism in Eukaryota, Viridiplantae, Chlorophyta, Ulvophyceae, Bryopsidales, Ostreobiaceae.
AUGGCCGGAGCGGGAAAGCGCCUGCUGGGGCUGGCGGGGAUGACGCUGGAAAAAAGGGCCGCCGGCGACGGCCUGCCGGGGCUGGCCUUCGCCUCCUUCCAGCAGAUCAGAGGGCUGGGCGGAGGGUACGAGGUUUGGGGCCAGCCUUCCAAGUACACUGAGGGCACCAAGUUCCUCGGCACGCCGGACGAGCACCUCACGCUGACUGCAAAGCGGCCUCUAUCUCCUGAUGUCUUCGAGCUCGGAGACUGGAAGCCCCAUUACAAGUUUCCAAUUGGGGCACUGUCCUCGAUCACAAACCGUGGGGCUGGCAUGGUGCUCUCUGCAGGCUGCAUCGGUGCCGGCCUGGUGGCUCUCACAGGGGACGUCCCUGCCACUGUGGAUGUGAUCAAGUCGUCCUGGCUGCUGUGCUUUCCUGCCAAGGUGGGAGUCGCCUUCCCGCUGCUGUUCCAUUACCUUGGCGGGCUGAGGCACCUGUACUGGGAUGCCGCCCAGCAUGGGAACCAGGCAGACAAGAAGGGCCCCCUUGAGCUGCAGGCUGUGGAGCAAUCCUCUAUGGCGCUGUUUGGGGUCAGUGGCGCAGCCGCCGUGAUUCUGGCAGCAUUUUACUGA